CUUUGUGAUGUCAUCUGCUUCUAGAAUCUUGGUAUUGUUAUGCAGUCAUCAGUAGGAAUGGUCUUCUGGUGUCCUGGGAGCAGUGGUCUGUUUCUAGCUUAUUGUGGUUCCCAUGAACCCAGGAGGAGUUUCUUAUAAUUUGAUGACAGUGUAGGUGGUUGGUAGUACUUCGUGAAGUCAGUCCCAGCAAGUUACAGAUGAUGCAACUUGCAAAACAUUCCUGAAACAUGAAAUAAGAAGAAUAACAUUUAAAUGAAACAUAACCAUUGUACCUCUUUAACAAUCAAAGUGGUUUCAUUGCACUAUCUUUUGUCUAUGUUUGUAUCUUGUGGAAAAUAUUUGGUAAACCAAAGCAAGUAAGAAGAAAUAGGUGUUUUCCAUAGUCAUUACUCUUUGCAAUGGGAGUGCUGAAAUUCAAGCAUAUCUUUUUUGGAAGUGCUGUUGAGUUUAAUAGAGCAUUCCAAAUACUGUAUAUCUUCCUUCUGAUUCCAUGUUGCUUGACCGCGAAUUUCAGAGCACCUCCUGUUAUCCCAAAUGUGCCCUUUUUGUGGGCCUGGAAUGCCCCAACUGAACUUUGUCUUGGAAAGUCUGGUGAACCACUAGAUACGAGCCUGUUCUCUUUAUUUGGAAGUCCUUCAAAAGACAAGACAGGACAAGGCAUUACAAUAUUCUAUGUUGAUAGACUUGGCUACUACCCUCAUAUAGAUUCGAAAAACGUAAGUGUGCAUGGAGGAAUUCCCCAACUGGGGCCCUUACAACAGCAUUUGGACAAAGCUAAGAAAGACAUUUUAUAUUAUAUGCCAACAGACAAUGUAGGUUUGGCUGUCAUUGACUGGGAAGAGUGGCGGCCCACCUGGCUAAGAAACUGGAAGCCUAAGGAUAUUUACAGGAUUAAGUCUAUUGAGUUGGUUCAACAACAAAAUCCACAAAUUAAUCUUACAGAAGCUACCAAGCUAGCCAAAAUAGAAUUUGAAAAAGCAGGAAAAUGUUUCAUGGAAGAGACUUUAAAGUUGGGAAGAUUAUUUCGGCCAAAUCACUUCUGGGGUUAUUAUCUUUUUCCUGAUUGUUACAACCAUAACUAUGAUAAACCCAACUAUAAAGGGAUCUGUUUUGAUAUAGAAAAGAAGAGAAAUGAUGAUCUCGACUGGUUGUGGAAGGAAAGCACUGCCCUUUUCCCAUCCGUUUAUUUGAAGAGCAGCUUACAGUCUUCUCCAAAAGCUGCAUUGUUUGUCCGUAAUCGUGUACAGGAAGCUAUUAGGGUUUCUGAAGUACCUAAUGCUAAAAGCCCACUUCCAAUUUUUGUGUAUACUCGACUAGUUUUUACUGAUAAAAUAUUUCAGUUCCUUUCUCAGGAUGACCUUGUGAAUACAAUUGGUGAAAUUGUUGCUCUGGGGGCCUCUGGAAUUGUAGUAUGGGGAAGCCAUACUUUAGCACGAAGUAUGAAAUCUUGCCUGAACCUAGAUGAUUAUAUGAAGAAUAUACUGAAUCCUUAUUUAAUCAAUGUCACCCUAGCAGCCAAAAUGUGUAACCAAGUGCUUUGCCAGGAACAAGGAGUGUGUACAAGGAAAAACUGGGAUUCAAAUGACUAUCUUCACCUGAACCCAGGGAAUUUUGCUAUUCAAAUUGGGAACAAUGGAACGUACAAAGUAGAUGGAAAACCCACACUUACAGACCUGGAGCAGUUUUCCAAAAAUUUUCAGUGCAGCUGUUAUACCAACUUGAAUUGUAAAGAGAGAACUGACAUGAACAAUGUUCAAACAGUUAACGUAUGUGCUGUUGAAAAUGUUUGUAUAGACACCAAUGUAGGCCCACAAGCCGUUACUUAUGCUCCCAAAGAGAAAAAGGAUGUUGCUCACAUUCUAAGCAAUACUACAUCUAUCAACUCGUCUACCACCAUGUCUCUACCUUUUCCUAGGAAACAUGUCAGUGGGUGCCUCCUAGUUCUAUGUAUGUAUUCACAGUAUUUGAAAUAUUUGCUAUAGGCUUGUGGCAAUUAGGAAAUACAACAUUGGAUAUUAUCUUAAAAAAUGAGUCCUAUGCUGUUUUAUAAUCAAGAUUCUACUUUGAGUUUCAAAAGCAACAUAUAGCAUAAGUUUUGUCAAAGAUGGACUAGAAGACCUACCAGCACAUAGGGGACUAGUUUUCUUCUGAGAAAAGUGAAGAUUUGAAUAAAUCCAUGUUUUUGAAAAUGAGUAUCUUUAUUUUUAAUUUGUUAUAAAAAUGCCAAGA
Molecule: messenger RNA, 2229 nt
Organism: Oryctolagus cuniculus (rabbit)
Lineage: Eukaryota; Metazoa; Chordata; Mammalia; Lagomorpha; Leporidae
Gene: SPAM1
Product: sperm adhesion molecule 1
Biological process (GO): fusion of sperm to egg plasma membrane involved in single fertilization; carbohydrate metabolic process; hyaluronan catabolic process
Cellular component (GO): acrosomal vesicle
Molecular function (GO): hyalurononglucosaminidase activity
Source: RefSeq, marked validated